AUGUCAACGAGAGAUGCCCUUUGGGAAAGCGGUUACGAUGAAUCAGUAGAAGUCAAUCAAAGGGCUCUCAUCGACAAAGUCCUUGCAAGAUAUUCUGGCGAAUUCACGGUCUUUCGGGAACUCUUACAAAAUUCGGAUGAUGCGCAAUCGAAAAAUGUGGAGAUUAGGUUUGAGACAAGGUCAUUCAUUGACGGAAGAAUGGGGAAUCUUGCUACCUCCGCCGCACUCGACAAUUCUUUACCUGACUUGAAAACAUCUGUCGUGCAUCAAUGGACAUUUAAGAACAACGGAAUUGUAUUCAGAGACGAGGAUUGGAACCGCUUGAAGAAGAUUGCGGAAGGUAACCCCGAUGAAGAAAAAAUUGGUGCCUUUGGUGUAGGGUUUUACAGCUUAUUUUCAGUUACGGAAGAGCCAUUCGUAACCUCAGGAGGUCAAUGGAUGGCAUUUUAUUGGAAGGAUAAGAAAGAUCAGCUUUUCGCGCGGCGUGGCCAACUUGAGGAUUCUGAGACGCAACAAUGGACUACGUUUGAAAUGAAACUCCGGGAACCUGCUCCUAUUCCAGUUGCCUUCGACUUUGCCCGCUUUCUUUCCUCAUCUAUCACCUUCAUGACACAUCUAUCACAAAUUUCAGUUUACUUUGAUGACAGCUGUCUGGUGAGAUUGAAAAAGUCUUCCGGUAUUCCAAGGGACAUCGGAAUACCACAAUUCCUGAAUGGUGUUAGCCCUUUAAGAACAAUGGCUGUAAAGAGUAUCAAGUCUACCCCACUUCAUAUACAAGCGGAAGUCAUGAAAUGGGUAUACACAUCAGGGUCUGAAAAAUUCCGAACAACCGCACCCGCAAAACCGGCCAAGAUUAUUGGCCAAGGAAGCUUCUUUUCAUCGCUCUUCAGUUCACUUUCUGGUGGCACAACGAUUCAGCGAACGAACGUAGCUUUACCUUCCGAACCUGCAACGGUAUUCGACGCCCGUGAGAUCAACGAAACAAGCGUGUCCCUAACGAUAUUUUCCGCCCAUAUCGGCGUACAACUGGAAAAGAGGGUUGCGACGGAACUAUAUCGGUCCACAAAAAAGAACCCUCCUACAAAUAUGAAAUUUGAGCUCAUCUAUACGGGGAAGGCCGAGUAUGAUUCAAGCAAAGAGGAAGACAAGCAACAACAGUUUGGGACAGGAAGCAUUUUUCAAGGCCUUCGUGCUGAUAUUGACGGAGUAGGCGCCGCCCGCGUCUUCAUCGGACAUGCCACUGCUCAGACCACUGGGGUUGGAGGACAUGUGGCAGCACGCUUUAUUCCUACGGUUGAACGAGAAUCGAUUGAUUUCAUGGAUCGUAACGUUUCUCUCUGGAACAAGGAACUUUUGUAUGUUGGAGGAUUUUUAGCAAGAUCCGCAUAUGAGUUUGAACUAGCGGAGGUCAAGCAACUCUGGGAAAAUGCGGGGGAUUUAAAUGACGAUAUUCGGAGACAUCUCUGGAGCCGUGGUUUACAUGCUCUCAAGUUUUUUACAUUUCAUCCGUCAACUCCUUCAGCCGAAGUUUCAAACGUCCUAGAAGCUGCUUUCUUCUCAUGCUCCUCUAAUAACCAGUUUUCUAUCCUCUCUACCCAGGGUGUCCAACAGUCCUCCAAAGUUCGCCUUCCCGAUUCAACUUUCUCCAGCUUCCUGAAAAAUUUGCCGGUCCUUCCUGACGAAGUCUUCUCCGGUGCACAAUCCAUAACGACAUCUUUGCAUAAUCGAGGACUCAUUAAGAACAUUACCUUUGAUGAUAUCCUGAACGAGCUCCGUUCACGCCCGCUGAAGGAGGACGAGAUGAUAGCGUGCCUUUCUUGGUGGGCUGGUGUGUACGAGAAGGACGACAGCUCCAGACUCUUGCCCAUUCGAUCACAGCUUCUCGAUGCAGCCAUAUUGACGAAUGGCGAAGCUGGAAAGGAGGAAAAGGUUACCCCUCUUUCCCAUAUCAGAACAUUUAUCAAUCCACGAUCCCUGGGCGGGACGGUCCCGUUAGACGGGCCUUUACCAAACCACUUAUUGCCGGUCGGUAUCAGCAAAGCCCUCAAACUAGAAACCGUCAUUACGUCUUUCCCGUGGACAGAGCUAACCGUCAUACAAUGGCUCAACUACAUCAGUAAACCAGCAACGGGGAAAUUUCACGUAGAUUACGACCUCAGUAAAUCAGCUCCUUGGGCGGAGCGCGUGUUACUUGUUCUGGCUCGCAGUUGGCCUACCUUGUCCAGUCAAUCCAAGAAUGAGGUUUUCCUUUUACUGGAAGACAUAACAUGCAUUCCCACUUCAGCCGGGAUGAGGACACCCGACCAGUCGUAUUUCCCCAAUGCAAAUAUAUUUCAUGACUUGCCAGUCGCAGUUCUUCCGUCCGGAAAUGCCAUCAAGGGACCGAUGGAAAAACUUCUCCAAGCUCUUGCUGUGCGCAAUCAUGUUGACCUCCAAAUCAUCUUCAACAGAAUGAUCAAGACGAAUGAGUGGACAAUUGCAGACCUCACGAAAUAUCUUGUGACUGUAAAGGCUACACUUACUGCGGAAGAGGUGGAUCGGCUCAAGGUCACUGCCGCGUUCCCCAAGGAAAAUAGCUCUGAGUCUGAUAGUGGUGAGGUCAAACGUGUAAGAUGUCAAGCCAAAGAUCUGUACGAGCCUUUGGAGAUUUUCCGUCAGCUUGGCCUCCCAGUGAUUGAUUGGGGAACUCAGACAAAGUGGCGCAGCUCUUCGGAUGAAGCGAAAUUGCUGUUUGAACUCGGGUUGCAGCGCUAUCCACCAUUGAAAACCGUCAUCGCCCUUUGCGCUAGCCAGGAUUCAGAGCUUCAUACUUCUGCCUUGAACUAUCUCAUAGACAACUUAUCCACAAGGUAUCAAGAAUACGACCCUACUAAUUUCGAUGAUAUCCAUUUCAUACCGGCCUUGAAUGGGACUGAAAUGUGCCUCGGCUCUCCCAAGGAGGUUUUUUCCAAUGCACAAUGGGCCUCUUUAGGCUUUUUGAUUGCGUCGCCGAAAAUUCAACGCAACGCGGUCAAACUGAAACUGAAGGAACACCCUUCAGCCUCCCAGUUGACAACUUUUCUCCAAAAGAGACGGCCUGCAAGUAAAGCAGAAGCUAAGGCCUGGUUUGCGGUAUUGUCAGGCAGGGUUAACGUUUUCAGCGCCGCCCACUUGAAGUCAUUGUCACAAGUUUCAUUUGUACCCGUUUGCUCUGAGAACGGGUUAGAAGGGCCUUGUGUGCGACAUUUAUCCCCAACGCAAUGUUACUUAGGUGGGGAAGCAAAGGAUCGAUUUCACUCCAAACUAUUCGUUUUUGUGGAUUUUGGCGGUGCUGCGAAUACCUUCUUAAUUGCUUGUGGCGCAAGGCAUGAACCCAGUGUUGAGGAAAUUGCAAAGAAACUGCUGGCAGAUCCCCGCGAGUUUUACAAGCUUGCCCAAGGACCAAGCCACUACCUCGCCGAGCUCCGUAACAUAGCCAUUAACAGCAGGAUGAUCUCCGCAGGAACCAUUGCAAAGAUGACGCAUUCGUCGGUCUUGCUGGGUUCCCAACGCAAAGCGAAGAAGAUACCCAGGGAAAAUGAUGUUGACGAUUUAGAUGAAGAUGAAUGGAACGUCGUAUACGACUUGAAAAAACCUGAUCAGAUUAUCAUAUCAGACGACACGCACGCAUACCAAGUGUUUGGUGACUCAUUAUUUAUUGCUCCACAGGAAGAUAUUCUAGAAGACUUUUAUAUUCAGCUUGGAUCUAGACGGCUUAGCUCUCUAGUGAAGGAAGAAUAUCAAACGUCUGCGGAACUAGCUCAGUCCAAGAUCUCGCAUGAAACCCGAGCUCUGAUCUUGGAAAGACUUCCCUUAUUCCUGCAUGAGCAUACGCAUGCACGCACACUGGUCUCGUAUACCUGGUUGGCAACCGAAGGAAACUUUAUUGUGAAAACAUUUAGAAAAAUUUCAAUCACAAAAUCAUUGACAUUUGCCGAGUUGCGACUCUCUCGCAAGGAUGAUGCAUCCGCCGUAGCAAAACGUUUUGGUACUGGAGCUAUUCAAUUAUGGCUUGCAGGAAACUCACAGCUGGACAUGUAUGAAGUCGCAACCUCUCUGAACCGUCUACUGUUCAACGAACCCAAAGCAAAUGAUGCGCUGCUGUUUAUGACCAUUCUUUCGACCGAUCUUCGUUCACUUAAGCGAAGGGGAUAUAACGUCGACCGGAUUUUGCGUCAUCAAAAGGCGGAGCGACAAGCUAUAGAGGACGCACAAGCCCUCCAAAAGGGUACAAUGGCAUCUGACAUCGACGUCUUUGCCAGUGGUUCACAAUUUGUAUCGGAGCCAUCCCUCGAUAAAGAAAGGCGCCUUACGGUUCCGGGAGGGUUUGAGAAUAAGCCCACCCCAUCUGCCUCUGUGUUGAAUUCUUUCCAGAGCUUCAGGCGAAAAAUUGGAACUUCCCUCAAUGCCGCUCAAAGCGCAAAGACACCAUCUGCCAGCGAGCAAGACCUGCAGACGCAUCUGCCGCAACGUCCAGUUUCACCUUCACCCGUGGAUCCACUGAAAUCUUCUGAGCAACCUAUGCGUUUUGAACGACCUGCUGGCCCCCAUGUUGCACCUAAAAGCAACAUCUUAUCGAACAUCGAAAUGGCCAUCAAAGCAUGCAGACCAGAGUCGGGUAAUUUGAUUCGGAAUCGGGAAAAAAUGCUUCAAGUAAAGGAGACUCUGGAGGAAGGGUAUUGCGAUAUAUCUGGACGAGUGGGAAAUUUAAUUGUCAUUGGCGAAAUGGGUAACGUCAAGGUUUACCUGUCGGAAGAACUUGUUGCUUCACAAGCACAACACUUUAUGCAGCAAAAGAGAGGGUCUCUUGCAAGAUUCGUUGACCUCAUGACAUCCUUGGCGCAUCUUUAUCAGCUUCCGCUCACAAGUUUGCACAUAUUCUAUGAUCUAGAAGGUGGACUGAUCGCCUUCAAUCGGAACGGCAGCGUUUUUUUAAAUCUACGCUACUACGAAUGUUGGCACGACAACGACGUCCAAAAGGGCUCAUUAGAGUCGGCUUAUAUUUCGUGGUAUUUUACACUCGCGCACGAAAUUGCGCACAACCUUGUGCAGCCACAUAAUUCCGAGCACGAGUUCUAUUUCUCUGCAAUCUGCGAGAAACACCUUUUGGCAUUGGGCAGCCUUCUCUCGUCAACGGGCUCGUCAACCUAA
Laccaria bicolor S238N-H82 is the source of this 5169-nucleotide messenger RNA. RefSeq lists its product as uncharacterized. The coding region runs from base 1 to 5169 and encodes 1722 amino acids. The transcript is spliced from 27 exons. Lineage: Eukaryota; Fungi; Basidiomycota; Agaricomycetes; Agaricales; Hydnangiaceae. The record is from RefSeq and is a predicted model, not a curated record.